This is a messenger RNA of Bombus pyrosoma, 5241 nucleotides long. Its product is annotated as SEC23-interacting protein-like. Gene Ontology annotation, cellular component: COPII-coated ER to Golgi transport vesicle. Lineage: Eukaryota; Metazoa; Arthropoda; Insecta; Hymenoptera; Apidae. Bases 234 to 4544 code for a protein of 1436 amino acids. The transcript is spliced from 9 exons. Gene Ontology annotation, molecular function: metal ion binding. The record is from RefSeq and is a predicted model, not a curated record.
AUGGAGUAUAUCUCUCUGAGCCACGUUUGAGCCUUUAGAACACAAAUUUUUAGCUCAUAUGUUACCUCUACUAUACACAUGUAUACGCAUAUGUAUUUAGACUAUACAUAAACGUGGCGAUAUAGGUUAAAUGUUUAUAGUCUAUGGUGGACUAACAGUGUUUUGCAAUUCGUAGUUUAGUAAUCUUUUGAUGGCAGUGUUUCGAGUUGCGUGGUGCCAACGUCACUGCAAACAUGAGUGGUAAAUCACGUAAAGUGAAAAAUCCAUUAUUAUCAGCUGCUGGUGAAGGCUUUCCGUUUGAAAAUUACACCGAAAAUGCAUUUUUGAUGCCAGUUACGCCUGCUACACCUGCGGUACUCUGCGAUGGUGCUGAACAGAACAACUUCAUAGGUCAGGAGCCGGCGAGUUUACAGAAUUCAACAACAUCGGCAACUGCAGCCGAUGCGGAUAGUGAAUUCACGCCAAUACCCUUGCAUGCUGAAGAAAGCAAGAAUCCACCGAGUCAGCCAACGAAACAAGGCUACCUCACCUCCAUUCUUUCCUCCUUGCCGAAUUUAUCAUUGUCAUCGAUUACCGGCGACAAUUCGACAUCUCAGGCGAAUCAAGGAGUCGAGAAAGUAACCGGUGUACAGAAUACAAAUCCUUAUGUGCCUUCGCAUGAUCGUAACUCGUUGAGGGAUACGUCACCUCCUGUAGUCGCCAAUUUUCACGAUCCUCGACGCACAAAUUUUACAGGAUCCGUCGAGGUUAAUUCUGGAAUUAGCGGAAGUUUGUCAGCUCCGCCACAACCGACGGUGCCACCUACGCUUCCUUCGUCAACGAAUGGAUCCAUUUCAUAUCGGCUUGGCAGUCAAAGACGUCUUAAAUACGCACCGCUGCCCGAUUUAACAUCAAACGCGUCCAAACAAUACUCCGCCCCGGUAACUCAGCCGUUAACCAUAUCGAAUAUCGCAACACCUAAUAUAUUCAAUCCAAACGAAUCUAUCGCGCCAGUUCCAAGUUACCAACCUGUUGAAACGUCGAUUUCCACCAAUUCACCGUCGUUACAACGUUCCACGCCGGAGUAUCUGUCACAGGCUAACUCUUUGCAAGAGUCUUUUAGGUCCAGUCCAGUGGCAGCAACAGUUCCUUACAGCUCUACCGGCACUUCGCGAAGUGUAACGCCUCAAAAUCAAAAUUCGGGUCCCGAAACUGUUCCUGUCGUCGACAGACCAAACGUUCCUCUGUCGUCUGCUCGGACAAUUCCUCCGCAAGUUCCGGAAUUACCGAUUACUCCACAGAAUACUCCGGCCAACGUUUCUUACUACGCGUUUGACGCAUACGCUGGUCAACGAGAUUUCCCUUCGAAGACAGUCAACUUAGAAAAAGAACCGGUGGUAGCGAAGAGUCAAACAGACUCGCCUUUGCCAGUUUUGAAGGACAGUACUGUGAGACCAAGCGCGGAAGCGAAACCUUCUGUAACCUUUGCGCCAGUGUCUGCGGUUCAAGUUUCGGAGAAGUUGCAACACUUGCUUGCCAAACGAAAGGAAGAUUCGCCGGAUCUACCUACCGAGAUAUCAACGAAAGUCGAGGAAAGUGCAGAACAGUGUGAAAUCGCUGAGACUUUCGACGAUGUAAAUUUAACUACUGCUGAAGACAAGUACGAUUUACCGAUAUCUGACGCGUUGAGCAAUGCGUUUGUAAGACAAGAGGCUUCAGAGGCGAUACAGCCAACGAUACCUUCUCAGGAAGUGCAGACAGACCUCGAAAAGUUCGAUGCACCGCAGAGUCAUGGUGUUCCAUCGAACGUGCAACCCCCACAACAAUAUUAUCAACCUCAGUCUUUCGCAUCGAGUGGUGACUUCUUUGUGGGAAAGCUGCCAGACCAGAGGUUGAGUUCUUCUGCAGCGGUUGCUUCAGUUGCCAGCACAUUCCCCGGUCUCUCGAACAAUUUCGCACAAUCUGCGAGCUCGUUCUUCGCUACGCCGAAGGAGGAUACCAGCUCGUUUUCUACUUUCCAGUACAAAGAACAUAGCACGAAUGCCCCUGUAGACGUACUUUAUUCGGGAAACGAUUUGCAACAAGUGUCAUUCGGUAGCUCGAUCGAUUCCAGUUUCGCUAGUCCUUCGAUACCCGCAGCUCAGUCGCCGUGGGACGGUAAUCAAAUUUCUCAGACUGUGAUUGCAACAUGUAACGCGUCUGCUCAACAACCGCAACAGCCUUUGUUUUACAAUCCCGCACAAUUUCAAGAAUUACCGCAAUACACACCUACAAGCCACUUGUACGCACCACCAGUGCAAAAUAUAACAACGAACCACGCUCAUCACUAUUUCAAUAAUUUCGCUGGACCAACGCAAACGUACGAUAUAACGAGUGGAAUUGGCAUUGAAUUUCCUACUACGUCUCCUGUGACGGCAAUCGUACCUGAACCCACAGGUUCGGCUACGCUGAAUCCAGUUCAGAUGUCAGUUAACCCGUUGGGUGUGCGCGAAAACACUGACUGUGUUUCUAAUAUUCAGAACUUGGCUGCUGGCUCUAUGGAUAAACGCAUGCAGUACAGAGGAGUGUAUCACCAUUGGUUUUAUCGCAAGAAGGUGGAACACAAAGUGCUAUGGCUUCCGUUCUCCAUGCAAGACAGCUUGCGUUUAGAAGACGUUCACAACUCUAGCGAAAUCACCCCUGAAACGACAGUUGCUACUGACGGAGGUCGUUACGACGUAGACAUUUUACGUCGUCAGAGAUCCCCCGUUUAUUGGAGUGGAGAAUCGACGGAAGUGAGACGAUGUUCUUGGUUCUUCAAAGGACCAACCGAGUCAAGAUACGUUCCUUACGACGAAAGCAUUGCCGCCAAACUCGAGGAAGAGUAUAAACAAGCAUGUCUGUCGAACAGUUGGAACCGAAGGAUCGACUUGAACAGCGGAGAAUACAUCAUCUUUCACAGUGCCACAGUUCAGGCCCAUUAUUUGACAGCUGCAUCACCAGAAUUGGCAGCUUCGUGGGGCAAUAGCGCGGGCUCAGAGGACAGUGCAUAUUUACAGGGUGCUGGUAGUAGGCCUAAGGUGAUAAAAAGAGGCCUUGACGAGUUCCACAUCGAAGAUGGCGAGCCUGAGAAAGUGGACCAUCUUCUGUUCAUCGUUCAUGGCAUUGGAAGCGUUUGUGACUUGAAAUUCCGAACCGUGGAAGAAGUUGUCGACGAAUUUCGAAGUAUUUCGCUGCAGUUAGUCCAGUCACAUUAUCGAACCGCCAGUGAACAGAGAAUUGUGAAUAGGAUAGAAGUUUUACCAAUAUCGUGGCACACGACGCUUCAUUCCGAGGAUACUGGAAUCGAUAAAAAAUUACAAGCGAUCACUUUGGAGAGUAUACCGAAAUUACGUCAUUUCACCAAUGACACGUUGCUCGACAUACUUUUCUAUACUAGUCCCGUAUAUUGUCAAACCAUCACAGAGACGGUUGGAAAUGAAAUAAACAGACUAGCCGCUCUUUUCAAAAAACGUAACCCGGAUUUCGAUGGUGGAAUCUAUCUGGGCGGCCAUUCUUUAGGUAGUUUAAUUUUAUUUGAUCUCCUGUGCCAUCAGAAACCUCUGUCGAAUGAUACAUCGUGUGAUGACAGUGAAAUUAACGAAGAGCAAAAUCAAGAAAAUAUCGAUCCCUCUCAAUUAUCCGAUCAUGUAGCGAAACGACGUCUCAGCAAAAAGAUAAGCUACGUAGUAGGUUCUGCCGGAACGGGUCAGCCUUAUAUACACUAUACACAGUUACAUUUUCACCCACGUGCCUUUUUCGCUCUCGGUAGUCCAAUUGGUAUGUUCGUGACAGUUCGUGGCAUUGAUAUGCUCGGGGAAGACUUUGUAUUACCAACGUGCCCCGCCUUUUUCAACAUAUUUCACCCGUUCGACCCAGUAGCUUAUAGAGUCGAAGCACUCAUUAAUCCAGAUGCUCCUAAAUAUCGACCAAUGUUGAUUCCCCACCAUAAGGGACGUAAGAGAAUGCAUUUAGAAUUAAAGGAAACAAUGGCGCGGGUCGGCGCGGAUCUGAAGCAGAGGCUACUGGAUUCCGUAAGAAGUACAUGGAAUUCUGUCUAUCAGUUGGCGGUGUUUCACAGAUCAGAUAAUAACACACUCGAGCGUGAAAUAGAUAAAGUCAUGGAAGAACAGUUGCAACAAACAGUUUCGGACCAACAAACUAACGACGAUAUCGAUGUUGAGCUUAAAGUGGGCAACCUAAAUGGUGGGCGAAGAAUAGAUUACGUCCUUCAAGAAGCUCCGUUCGAGUACAUUAACGAGUACAUUUUUGCAUUGACAAGUCACGUCUGUUACUGGGAGUCUGAGGAUACUAUGCUGAUGAUUUUAAAGGAAAUAUAUAGCUCCGUUGGCAUUCAGACAGACGCACAACUUCCACAGCAAACGUUGUGCGUAGAACGGCUCUCCCCAUCGCCAACUUUGUCGUCGUCCUCUAAAUGUGACGGGAUACCGCCUAUGGCACGUGUCAUUGGAAUGAAUCCUACUACACCUAUAUCUGAAAAACCUGUUAGCCCACCGCCUAAAAGCGGAUUUGUUAAAAAGUCAUGAUUAAAAUGGAAUCGCUAAGUUACCUGGAAACAUUUCAAGAUAACGAAAGGCAGGGCGAUGCUCAGAAUCAUUCAAUCGCUGCCGAUCAGGUUGAUGCGGGCAUUGUACCUGACGCUAACGCUAGUUACAAAUUUUACGAUUACUGAGAAUCAAAUUUUCCUGUUUCCUACGAGGAAAUGUUAUCAAAUCUGCGCUAUAACGUCGUAAAGUAUUGUCCAAGUGGAUUGUUCCUUCGUGUGUUCUCAAAUACGCCGUUUAGAUUCGUCGACCUAUGUGACAACGUUCAAGUAUCAAACGAUUAACUAAAAGCAUCAUACAUUAAGAAGCGAUUUAAAUGAAUGAAUUAUGAUAUUCUAAGUCCUAGGCGAACCGUGAAAAUUAUACAUAUAAGAUUGAAGAGUUGGUCUUAAUUUGAUAUAUACGAUACGUUGUCGCACUCUAAAGAUAUCGCAAUAUUCAUUGAAGGAAUUUAAAGGAUACUAAUAUGGGACAAACGAACGCAAGUGAGAGAUUUGUAAUACAAAAAAAAGGUUAUAUAUAAUAUAAGGAUUAAUCACAUAUUGUUUAUUGUAAAUAUAUGAUUUAUAAAUACAAGUUAAAUAGACUAUGAAGUUUUUCAAAAUUUGCUUGCAUUAUGAGAAUUUAAUUCUACGUUCUCAUUAAUGUAAGGAUUUUAAUAAAAUACCAUAUUCUUCUA